This is a messenger RNA of Cyclopterus lumpus (lumpfish), 3400 nucleotides long. It is a transcript of the gene drc7, whose product is annotated as coiled-coil domain containing 135. The record is from RefSeq and is a predicted model, not a curated record. The transcript has 18 exons. Bases 814 to 3351 code for a protein of 845 amino acids. NCBI's taxonomy places the organism in Eukaryota, Metazoa, Chordata, Actinopteri, Perciformes, Cyclopteridae. Gene Ontology annotation, biological process: flagellated sperm motility. Gene Ontology annotation, cellular component: motile cilium.
CAACGUUAGUGAAUGUAAACACAUCAUCGUGAAAAUCCCCCGGACAAACUACAUUAAAUGUUGAAUAUUAAAUAACCGACAACAGACACUCAAGCUAGCUGCUGAUUGGUAAUAACCGACAACAGACACUCAAGCUAGCUGCUGCUUGGUAAUAACCGACAACAGACACUCAAGCUAGCUGCUGAUUGGUAAUAACCGACAACAGACACUCAAGCUAGCUGCUGAUUGGUAAUAACCGACAACAGACACUCAAGCUAGCUGCUGAUUGGUAAUAACCGACAACAGACACUCAAGCUAGCUGCUGCUUGGUAAUAACCGACAACAGACACUCAAGCUAGCUGCUGAUUGGUAAUAACCGACAACAGACACUCAAGCUAGCUGCUGCUUGGUAAUAACCGACAACAGACACUCAAGCUAGCUGCUGCUUGGUAAUAACCGACAACAGACACUCAAGCUAGCUGCUGAUUGGUAAUAACCGACAACAGACACUCAAGCUAGCUGCUGCUUGGUAAUAACCGACAACAGACACUCAAGCUAGCUGCUGCUUGGUAAUAACCGACAACAGACACUCAAGCUAGCUGCUGCUUGGUAAUAACCGACAACAGACACUCAAGCUAGCUGCUUGGUAAUAACCGACAACAGACACUCAAGCUAGCUGCUGAUUGGUGGAAGACAGAACAACGGCUCUGGAAUCUACGACGUGAUCUCGGAGCGCACGUAAGGGCGACGUGCAGUGACGUCAUCGCGCCCGGCUGUUGCCAUGGACACGGCGUGGACACAACAUAAAAUCCUCCAAAUAUAACUUCCUAAGAGAUGGAGUCAAACAGAGAGGAGACACUAAAGGAGGAGGAGGAGGAGGAGGAGGAGGAGGAGGAAGAGGAGGAGGAGAGAGUCAGCGGAGCAGAGACGACGAAGCAGGAAGACGAGGGGCCGAUUCAUGAUUCAGCUCCUCAUGAGCUUCUUCUCCUGAAGCUGGAAGACUUGCUCCCCGAGUCCCACCGGCUGAACUCCCCCAACGAGACCCGUCUGUUGGCCAUCGCCGGCAGCUUCCAGCGUCAGUAUUCUCACCUGUAUCCCAACCGCAAGCCGCUGCUGCUCUGCCCGCUCAACGAGUGUGGCGUUCAGAAGUUCGUGUCCACCACUCUCCGGGCCGCGCCCUCAGCCCUCCCGGAGCUCUUCACCUGGCGCGGCUGCGCCUCCUUCGUGGCCGACUUCCUGUCUCUGGAGCCGCUGGAGCCGCCGGUGGACCUGCCCAGCUUCCUGCCCUCCUCCAGCUUGGUGCUCCAGAGUCAGAGGGCUUCCUGUCUGGCCUCCAGCACCCUGCUGUGCAGCCUGUUGCUCGGCAACAACUACGACUCGUACUGUGUGAGCGGCUACGCCAUCAGAGAGGUGUGUGUGCUGGACCGCAGCGCGCUGCCCUGCCCCCUGCUGGACGCCCAGGUGCAGAGUGAGGUCGCCGAGCAGGAGCCUCAGGAGAAUAAAUACUUGGUGGAACUUCUGAAGGAGCAGAAGAUUCCUGAGAGUCGAUUCCUGACGCAGCAAGAAGAGAAGAAGAAGCGUCAGGAAGCGGAGAAGCAGACCGAGCAGGAGCAGGAGCGCGAGCAGCGGCCUGCCGACCCCCUGCGAGGCCUGCGGGUGCACUGCUGGGUGCUGGUGCUGUCGGGCAGCCGGGUCCAGGAGAACUUCUUCAUCGACCCGCUGAGCGGGAGCCGCUUCGCCACCGACCACGAGCACUUCCUGGGCGUGGAGAGCGUGUGGAACCACCUCAACUACUACGUCAACAUGCAGGACUGCAGCGCCGGCUGUGCUGACAUGACCUUCGACCUGGAGGAUCUGAACACGUGGGAGCCGGUCCUCUACGGAGCGAUCAGCAAGAAGCAGCUGCUUCUGGACGUGUCGAAGAAAAAGGAGAUCGAGAAGAUGAGCAAGAUGAUCCAGAACCCUGAGGAGGAGGAGAACCAGCGGCGUGUGUUUGAGAUGCCGCGAUCCUGGAUCAGUUCCAUCAGCAUCUCAAAAGAAGACCUGGAGAGACGCUGGCCGGGCCGACAGAAGACGACCCGCUACAGGAAAGCCAAGCUGGAGGAGUUCGCUCCGUACCUGAUGUCAGACGGUCUGGUUCAGAGACUGACCGCAUACCAAGACCUGGACUGCACUGAGGAGGUCACGGUGAAGGAGUGGUAUCAACACAGAGAUGACCACCUGGAGGAGAGGGAGGUCAACAAGGUCGACAGCUUCACCACAGAGCGGUUCACACGUGGACGACGUUUUCACCUUUUACUCCACAGGUUCUCGUCCCAGAGCGGCGAGCGUGAGAUGUUCUUCAGCAGCGCUCACAUGGAGGAUCUGGUGAGGAGGCUGCUGUUGCCGGGCAGAAUGACGGAGACCUUCGAGGGCCGGAAGGACUUCCUGUUCUACCGACACGUCGUCUUCAACCCACAAGUCCAGCUGGCAGGUCCAGACAGGAAGCUGGAGCUCAAGCAGCUGAAGGAAGUGGUGGAGCGUUUCCACAGGAACAGAUCCAAACCGGCCUACGCGGACGUGGCCGAGCGAGUGUUCCUAUUGGCCCAGAGCCGGAUCGAGGUGACCUAUCAUUUAGAAGAUGACCGGUUCAUCGCCGCGAGGAGGAGCUUCGUUGUCCCGACCGCGUCAACGCAAGCGAAGAAGGCCGAGGACUUCACGCACGACAUGGUCCAGAGCUUCCAGGUGGACCCCUCUCAGGAGCCCCUGAAGACCCUGACCCUGAGUAAGAUGCUGGUGGACCUGAUAAAGGACCAGAAGAAGGUGCUUCUCCAAAUCCAAAAGUCUCAUGAAGAGGUGUGGGCCAUCCUGGCCUGCAGAGAGCAGGAGGAGCCAGACGUCGGGCUGCACUUCUCCCCAUGGACGUCCACCGGAGCGGUCAGGGCCCACAACCAGAGAGAGGAUAUGGAGCGCCAGGCUGCUGAGGAGCAGGUGUGGCUGCAGGAGAGGAAGAAGGACUUCCUGGCUCCCCACCUGAUCCGGCUGGACAACCCAGAGACUCUGAGCGCCGCCGACGCCAAGCGGCUUCACCAGGACUGUGUGAAAGAGUGCAAACAGAGGCUGGUGGACAAGGCCGACCUCAUUCAAAAACUCUAUGAAAAGGAGACACAGGAGCUGCAGAUGAAGCAGCAGUGGUACCAGAAGAACCAGGGAGCCCUGAAGGAGCUGCAGCAGGACGAGUACCACAACUACUGCUCUGAGAAGACACUUCAAAUACACAUCGCCAAGAAACGCCUCAGCAUGCACAUGAAAGCAGCUCCUCUGGAGCUCCACAACUUCAGUCUGAGGCUGAGGAACGACCCUCGACUGGCCCCUCACCUGCCUGCUUUUUAAAUACUGAAUGAAGUGCAUGAAUCAUCAUUCAUAAAUCCACACACAAGUG